AUGGAAGAAGAGGAGCAGACAGAGUGGACAAGCCUGCUCUGCCACAGUCUUGCAGAGAUGCCAAAGGUCAAUGGUCAGGUCAAAGGUGUGACCAUGGGUACCUGCCUGGGCCCCAGUUAUGCCUUUCUCUUUGUGAGGAAGCAGUUCCCUUGCUAUACACAGCAGAUUCUCACAGAACAUUGCAAUGAGGUAUGGUUCUGCAAGUUCGCUAAUGAUGGCACUAAAUUAGCAACAGGAUCCAAGGACACCACAGUUAUUAUUUGGCAGGUUGAUUUAGAUACUCACCAACUUAGAUUGCUUAAAACUUUAGAAGGUCAUGCUUAUGGAGUAUCAUACUUAGCUUGGAGUCCAGAUGAUACUUACCUUCUAGCCUGUGGCCCUGAUGACUGCUCUGAAUUAUGGCUUUGGAAUGUACAGACAGGAGAGCUAAGAACCAAGAUGAGUCAGUCUCAUGAGGACAGUCUAACAAGUGUGGCUUGGAACCCAGAUGGAAAACGCUUUGUGACGGGCGGACAACGUGGGCAAUUUUAUCAGUGUGACUUGGAAGGAAACUUGCUGGAUUCAUGGGAAGGCGUGAGAGUGCAGUGCCUUUGGUGUCUAAACGAUGGGAAAACAGUCCUUGCCUCGGACACGCAUCAGCGGAUAAGAGGGUACAACUUCGAGGACCUGACUGAUAGGAAUAUUGUGCAAGAGGAUCAUCCUAUAAUGUCUUUCACAGUUUCGAAGAAUGGAAGGUUAGCCUUGUUAAAUGUUGCGACUCAGGGAGUUCACCUAUGGGACCUACAGGACCGUGUUUUAGUGAGAAAGUAUCAAGGUGUCACACAAGGAUUUUACACCAUUCAUUCAUGUUUUGGAGGCAACAAUGAAGACUUUAUAGCCAGUGGCAGCGAAGAUCACAAGGUUUACAUUUGGCACAAGCGGAGCGAAUUGCCAAUAGCAGAACUGACAGGACACACUCGUACUGUAAACUGUGUAAGCUGGAACCCACAAGUCCCGUCCAUGAUGGCUAGUGCUUCAGAUGAUGGUACAGUUAGGAUAUGGGGACCAGCACCUUUUUUAGACAACCAGGAGUCUGAAGAAGCUUGCAGCAGUAUGGAUAGUUGACGGUGACUUUACAACAGACAGCUUCAAACUGAAAUUAGUCAUGGAACAAAACUACUUGGGUUUUGGCACAAACCAGCUGCGGUUGAUCACUGGAUAAGACGUGCUUGUGAUGAAAAACUCAUUCCCAGUCCUCUCGAGUGCCAGCAUCUGACCACCUUGCUUCAUAGUUACAAAUCCAAGAGAAGUGAUCUCCUUAGACCCCAGUGAGGCGUCAUUUUGAAUUUUACUCAUUGGUCUUGAAGAACCGUGUUACAUUAAGACUCCGUGGAACUCAGAUUCUUUUCUGCCAUUUUUGCUUCUACACCAUGGAAUUUUAAGUGCUUGUUUGGAGUCUAACAUAUUUGCUAGGAAGAGAAAAGCUUUAGUCUGGAACAAACAUGCAUUAAAAUAGAAGAUUGUUUUCAUUCUGGUAGCCUGAAUUAGUAGAAAUGAUUACAGCUCAGCUCAUGGACUUUCACCUUGGGUCAUGCUGCCCUGAAAUGUUUUCAGUGAUCUUUGGGGAGGGGAAGAUCUAGAAGUUCAUGUAUAAAAUUUAAGGGUUUUUUAAAAAAAAUCCUCAUUGAUAGCUGAAUCGUUUAAAACUCAUUCCUGCAUUCAUUCCUUUAUCAUGGUCUUCCAUUUGUUUUAUGAUAAAUUCAUUUCAGCGUUUUUGAAAUUAUCACAACAGAGACAUUUUAAACCGUGCUGUGGGGUGCCACAGUUUGUUUAGGGGAGAUUUUAAGUCCAAGUUGACACUGAUUGAAAGAGUGUACGUGGUCCUGCUAACUGUACGUUAGUACAUGUCCUUUCACUCAGACUUGUAACUGCACCUGUUUGACUUGAAGAUGGAAUCAGUGCCAAGUGAUGUGGUAUGGCCAGUGUAUUAACAGGCUGUGGCAGGGUUUUAUAUUAUUGAUUCAAAUUUGGCAAAUUCUUGAUCUCAGCUGGAUUGGUACCAGGUGUUGUUCCUAUUUUUUUGGGGGGUUGCGGGAUUGACAUAGUGAACUGGGAGAAAUCACCGAAUGACCCCACAAUGUUUUCACCAUGUUCAGGUGGGUGAUUAUAGAGCAAAGUAUACUAUAAAGCAAAGCAGGAAUUUGCAAGUAGGCCAUGUACCUGCUUUCCUUUCUGUCAGGGAACUGCUGCUGAGAAUGGGAGGUUUAAACCAGGGAAAUUGAAAUGAAAAUGUAAAUGUUAAUUGAGGAGGAAACUCACUGCACCUUUUACUUGUGCAAUAUACUAUUGUUCUUUACUAUGUUUUGUUCUUUACCGUUUUGCCUAUUUUUAACCACUAUUUAAUACCCAUUCACCGAAGAUUUGUCAUCCCAGCUUUUUUUUGUAUAUGUCACCAACAUAAUUUCAACAUUCUUUCUCUUUCUUUUUGUCGUCCUCUCCUGUCUCUUCCCCUCUUUCUCCUUACCUCUUUCUCUCUUCCGCCCCCACCCUGCAAAAUAAAAACCAAUACUAAUAAUCACUGGCAAUUGUCUAGUCACCAGGUUUUGCACUGCUGCCAGAAUGGGAAGGGCAAAGGUGCUAUCUCUACUCGUGAACCAACCUCCAACAUAGAAUCUGUUCCUCUUCGGGAUAAGUGACUUUAAAGGGAAAGGUGUCUGGGUUCUUAAGGGGUCAAUAGAAAAGGUGUUACAAUGUGGUCUAAAUGCCUUUUAUUUUGUGGGUAGCCAGAACUUGACCUCUCUGGGUUAGAUCUGGGGUGGAGAGGACAGUGCAGGGAAACAGCAAUGCAAUCUGAUCAAUUGAAUAGUGACUUUAUCGAUCAAGUACCUAGAUGAUCGAUUAUAAAUUUGUACUUUGCCAAUUUAUUUGUACAUUCUUUUUAGAGUCCAUGAUUUAUUUUUUUGUGUACAAAUGCUAUUAGAAUGAAGAUUAAAUUCUCUUCCAAAUUUG
Rhincodon typus (whale shark) is the source of this 2988-nucleotide messenger RNA. RefSeq names its product WD repeat-containing protein 26-like. The record is from RefSeq and is a predicted model, not a curated record. Gene Ontology annotation, cellular component: GID complex. The coding region runs from base 1 to 1104 and encodes 367 amino acids. Gene Ontology annotation, molecular function: protein binding. Gene Ontology annotation, biological process: proteasome-mediated ubiquitin-dependent protein catabolic process. The transcript is spliced from 9 exons. NCBI's taxonomy places the organism in Eukaryota, Metazoa, Chordata, Chondrichthyes, Orectolobiformes, Rhincodontidae.